AUGUGCAUUAAUGGAGCCUGCAGGCACACAAGAAUUCUCAUACGGUUUCUUCUUCUCUAUACUCUUGUCAAGAAGGUGGUCCCAGAAGAUGACACAGACAUUGCCACAAAGAACGGACGAGUAAAAGGGGUGAGUUUGCCUGUGCUUGGGGGGACCGUCACAGCCUUCCUCGGGAUUCCUUAUGGAGAGCCACCUAUUGGGACUCUGCGGUUCAAAAAGCCGCAGCCCAGGCAAGAAUGGACUGUGGUUUGGGAUGCCACCAAGUAUUCCAACUCUUGCUACCAGAACAGAGACAACACGUUCCCUGGAUUUGCAGGAUCAGAGAUGUGGAACCCAAACACAAACCUCAGUGAAGACUGUCUCUACCUCAACGUGUGGGUUCCUUCACCGAAGCCUAAGAAUGCUACUGUCAUGGUAUGGGUCUAUGGAGGAGCCUUCCAGACUGGGACAUCCUCGCUAUAUGUCUAUGAUGGGAAGUUUCUGGCCCGAGUCGAAAGAGUCAUUGUAGUUUCAAUGAACUAUCGGUUAGGGGCACUGGGGUUCUUGGCUUUGCCAGGGAACGUGGAAGCUCCAGGAAACGUUGGGUUGUUUGAUCAACGGUUGGCACUUCAAUGGGUCCAGGAUAACAUAGCAGCUUUUGGUGGCAAUCCUAAGAGUGUGACAAUAUUUGGAGAGAGCGCUGGAGCCGGAUCUGUCAGCUAUCACCUCCUUUCUCCUAAAAGCUAUCCUCUCUUCACUCGGGCAAUCAUGCAAAGUGGCGCUGGAAACGCUCCUUGGGGUGCGCUUCUGCCCUCUGAAGCGAGGAGAAGAACGCUAGCUCUAGCUCACCUCCUCCAGUGUACAAGUAGCAAUGAAGCAGAGAUCAUUCAUUGUCUUCAAAGCAAACAUCCUCAGGACAUACUGGACAAUGAAGCAUCUGUCUUCACAUACAGGACUCUUAUAGAGAUGUACUUCACUCCUAUAGUUGACAGUGACUUUCUUACCGAAAUGCCAGAAACAUUGCUAAAGAAUGGGGAUUUUAAACAAACACAGGUCUUGAUGGGAGUGAACAAAGACGAAGGGGCAGUUUUCCUUGCCUAUGGAGCACCCGGCUUCAGCAAAGACAACGACAGUCUAAUUAACGAUGCAGAAUUUCGGGCAGGUUUGAAGCUCUCCUUUCCAGAAACUAGUGAUAUAAGCUUGGAAUCUAUACACUUUCACUAUACGGACUGGGAAGAUGAACAGAGCCCUUUCAAUUACCGCGAUGCCAUGGAUGAUGUCCUUGGAGAUUACAAUUUCAUAUGCCCUGUGGUAAAGUUCAUAAAAUAUUUUGUGGAGGCAGGAAACACGGCAUUCUUAUACUCAUUUGAGCACAGAUCUUCAAAACUUCUUUGGCCAGAGUGGAUGGGAGUACCACAUGGUUAUGAAAUAGAGUUUGUGUUUGGACUACCCCUAGAGAGAAGAAUCAAUUAUACCAAAGCAGAGGAGCUACUGAGUAGGUCUAUGAUGAGAUAUUGGGCAAGUUUUGCAAAAACUGGAACACCCAGUGGGACUCAGAUUAAUGGGACAAGAUGGCCAGUCUUCACCCGCACUGAACAAAAAUACUUAACAUUAAGCACAGAAGCAUCAAAGAUUCGUAGAAAAUUACGUGCCCAGCAGUGCCGAUUCUGGGACAUAUUUUUUCCAGAAGUCCUGGAGAUGACAGGAAAUAUCGACGAAGCAGAACGAGAGUGGAAAGCUGGAUUCCUUCGCUGGAACAAUUACAUGAUGGACUGGAAAAAUCAAUUUAAUGAUUACGCUAGUCAGAAGGAAGGCUGUGCAGGUCUCUAAUUAAAAGUUUCAGCCUUUCUGGAAUGCCUGUAUUGUCAAAGAUCAAGGCAAACACAGAGAUAGCUAAUGUAGCGCAUCUAGCCAUGAGGCAUGUUAUGCAGGCUCAGUGACAUGUCACAAAUAUACUGGCUUGCCAAGCCCAGUUCUAUUUAUAUCAAUAAAUGUUAUGAUAAGCUCUUCUACACUUGGAAGCUUCAGGAAAUGCAAAACAGAC
This is a messenger RNA of Euleptes europaea (tarantolino), 2023 nucleotides long. RefSeq names its product butyrylcholinesterase (gene BCHE). Bases 1 to 1809 code for a protein of 602 amino acids. Gene Ontology annotation, cellular component: plasma membrane. The record is from RefSeq and is a predicted model, not a curated record. The transcript has 3 exons. Gene Ontology annotation, molecular function: acetylcholinesterase activity. Gene Ontology annotation, biological process: acetylcholine catabolic process; choline metabolic process. NCBI's taxonomy places the organism in Eukaryota, Metazoa, Chordata, Lepidosauria, Squamata, Sphaerodactylidae.